GCUUGAUGCAGUGUUGGCUUCUGUUCGGCGAAUUGAGGGACGCCAGUGUUGAUUCUCCACCAAACAAGGCAACCGUGGGGACUUUCACAAGGAUCGCUCGACGGAUGAACAGGUGACUGAAGGCAAGUUCGCCGGUUCACCGGAUGGUAUGUCAUGACUGUCGGCAAACGAGCCAGACACUGGCAAUCCAGCCUCAGUCGACAUGUAUGGCGGGCCAAUGAUGUCCUGCUUGAAGGCUGCCACCAACCUUUACGUGCCCACCAAUUGCUUGUGCCUCGGUUGAUAGGGACAAAGCGCCGUUUUGGAUCGAGGGGCUCCAGUCACAUUAUAGGGGGCUUAGGGCCAGACAUUCGUCCCCCACGAAAGGCGAGAAUAACCGCUCCGAGCCUCAGGCGAUUGUUUUCGACGACUCACGAGCUCCAGGGUAGCAUGCCACAGCCGAAUGCGAAACCGGCUGACACGGCGAGGAACUCCAUGUUUCGGAACCGGAAUUUAAAGAAUCUCAUAUGGCAACAAGACACCGGGGUUUCCAGACAAGGAGGGCAACUGAAUAGAAAAAACGUGUACUCACAUCCGCAGAUUGAUGUAUUCUGUUCAAAGAGCUUCUUGCCAACAUCGCCAUAGUACCUGACUGCCCGGAACUCAUUCCAGCAGGAAGUGAGAGUCGUCCGAGAGCAAGAGCUGAGGCCCGAAUUCUGCCGCCGCUGGGGCUGUGGGGGAGUUUUUGUUGUCUAAUCUUCGACGUGGUCAGGUGCUGGUCUGUAGCCCCCAGCGGAACCCUUCAGGGUGGCGUUCGAGGACAGAUCAAGACACUGUCGGGGUGUUGAUGCUUGCGAUCUCACGAGGGAACGAACAAGCUAGCAGUUCAUUUCAGACUGAUGAAAGUGUCUGGCAGAGAGAGAGGCGUAGAAGGAGGAUAGGGUCACAGAUCGGAAACUCGUUAAUUGGAAGGCUGUUGAGUAGGAGAAACGGCAGGGCGUCUGGCGCAGUUCUUAGGCGGGAUUUUCGGGUGGUCGUAGUGUGUACACCCUCCGAGCACUGUCUGUCCCUAAGUCACUUUAUCGCGCCGCCUGCCAGCCAGCAAAGAGUGAUCUGGACCGAAUUUAAGGAUAAGUCGGAGUGCUCUGAAGUCUAGGAGUACUAUAGUAUGGCAGAGGUAUAUUACAGGUACUCUGGCAUUCUGUUCAGCUGGCGGAGACCAGGCGAGGGACAAAACCUAGCGAGAAUCCUUAUCGCAGGAGGCUUAUCGGUACUUGUUAGUACCCCAAAAUUACAAUUUACUCCUAGUACCCUGGCGGGCAUGAAGCGAAUCCAAGUGCACAUACGCUGAACGCAUGAAAACUUGUUCCAUC
Messenger RNA from Exophiala dermatitidis NIH/UT8656, 1352 nucleotides. RefSeq lists its product as uncharacterized. Bases 154 to 624 code for a protein of 156 amino acids. Lineage: Eukaryota; Fungi; Ascomycota; Eurotiomycetes; Chaetothyriales; Herpotrichiellaceae. The transcript has a single exon. The record is from RefSeq and is a predicted model, not a curated record.